This is a messenger RNA of Cyclospora cayetanensis, 4386 nucleotides long. RefSeq lists its product as uncharacterized. The transcript has 6 exons. Gene Ontology annotation, molecular function: 3',5'-cyclic-nucleotide phosphodiesterase activity. The coding region runs from base 1 to 4386 and encodes 1461 amino acids. Gene Ontology annotation, biological process: signal transduction. Lineage: Eukaryota; Apicomplexa; Conoidasida; Eucoccidiorida; Eimeriidae. The record is from RefSeq and is a predicted model, not a curated record.
AUGUGGGGACCUCAAUUCGACAAAGGCAGUUUUCCUAGGGUGCCUCUUGGAGUGCAAGGCGGAGGGUCUUCCAUGCACAAAACUGGCUCAGGCAACAGUAAUUCACGCCGGCCUUCCCCGUCUUCCCAGACUUCUGGGCCCUCGAGAUUAGCUGUGGCGUACCGUGUAGUCAAACACUGGGUCGAGGAUCUGCUAAUCUCAGACCUUAACCCAACUGUGAACCACGUGUCCAGGCCUUCUACGGCCUCUGCCGAUGCACCUGUUUCUCUUGCUUCAGCUGGAUGUACGACUAUCCCACGGGAAAGCAGGCGGGAAAGCAAGGCAGGUAUUGCUUCAGAGUUCAGUCAUUCCAGCAAUUCGGUUAUUCCCUUGAGCCACACGCACUCUCAAGAUGUAGGAGCACCCCCUACAACCAUCCCAGUCUCUCUAUCUGAAGGCUUAUGCCUCUGUAGCAGUGGCCCUCCUUGGCAGGUUGUUCCCGCUUACCUGUCCCCGCGGUGGCCCCCCGCCAGGAGUCAUUUUGGAGAAGCGCGGCACGGCCGCAGCAGCGACCGGCUGUCCCCUCAGCAGGCAGUGACAUGCUCAAUGCUGGAAGUGUAUGCGUCGCCGGAGAUUAAAGAAGAGCCAGAAUACAAGCCUAGAGUUCAAGACGGGAGAGUGUCAAGCAUUGGCCACCAUGAACUUUCACCCCAUGCCGCCAGAGCGGUGGGGGAGGUCGUUCUCGCCAAGUCAAGUGCGCUGACUUCCCCCUACGUUGGAAAAGCUACAGCAGUUGCCGGCUUUCCAGCUAACAGCACUAGCACCCAUAGUCAGCAAAAUGGCUUUCGGACUGGCGCAACAAGGGGGAGCAAUGGUAAUGUGCUGCGGGUCGAGGCUGUAAAUAUACCUGAUGCAGGCGGAGGAGCUCCUAAUGGAGAAAAAAGCUGCCUACAAUAUAACCCCUUCAAAGUCAGAUGGGGGAACAUCAGUACAGAGCGUUCUCCGCAGGGGAGGCUGCGAGCUUCAUCGCUUUAUAAAUCGGCGACAGACUGCGACUUAUCCAGCGCUGUGGAGCCACGAAAAGCCCCUUAUCAAGCUCAGCAACCAGUAGAACGUCAAGGCCCACAGUUUGACAUACCCCUUGCUGGGACUGAGGGCAAUGCCCAGACUAGCGGCGGGUGCACAAAGAUGCAGGGACUUCAAAACGCAGACAGCCUCCUGUGGCGCAUGAAGGAUCGCUUAUCUUCGACGAGUAAAACGAGUGGUGGUAGCAGAACCCACCUGUUUAAAGAGCCUGCAGAGUAUCCAGUUCGUGCCCAUCGAGCAGUGGAUAACGUUUACAGACAAGAAACCUUCCCCCAGAAGAAGGAUCCCCGAUUCCAUCGGCAUAUGACCCUGGUUUUCAAGGAUCCUGAGGUGGAACGCUCUUACGGGGAGUUUCUGCGGCACGCACGCGUCAAACGCCUCGUAAUUGUCGGAGUACUGACUAUCCUCUUAAACACGAUGUACGACUUGCCAGAGUGGAUUAUUACUCUCUCUGCCCCAAUGCUGAGUUCGGUGGGACAAACCGUAGGGGAAAGUGAUUUCUCUUCAGUAUCGAAUCAGUUGGCAUCUCGGGACUUACGUUCCUCCUUAGCUUGGUUGCUCGUAUUCCUGGACGUUAUUGAGGUGCUUCUCCAGGUACUGCUUGCAGCAUCGGGCUACCUUCCACUUUUAAGGAACCACACAGAGAUAACCACAGUCACAAUAAUACUGAGCACCUCUCUCCUCAGCUCAGUUCGCCCCUCAUUGGUCCUCCUGCUUCAUGAAUCUGAGGCAAGCUCUGAUGGACUGCAUGGACAGGGGCUAAUAACUCCAGUACAAACUAUCAUGACUUCCACUUUUUUGAGGAGUAUCGUGGGAAGCGUUUUAAUCGACUUGGUUUGUUUAAUACGGAGAAGAAAGCUCUACCACUUCCACAAGCUCCUUUCGCUCCUGCUUUUAAGUCUCCUAGUGACCUGCACAGUCGGAGGCGUGCAGCUUGGGUUUCCAUAUUCGUUUUUCGUCUUCUCAUGGACUGUCGGACUGGCAACAGGCGUUGUUAUCGCAGCCUGCCAUGCAGGCGCCUAUAUGAGUGAAUUAAUGCAUCGUAAGGCAUUCCAUAGCGUUUCAGCUAUUUCAGCAAAACUGCAAAGAAUCGAGGAAGAGAAUAAAUCACAGCGCGCCACUGGAAAGAACAUGCUGGAACAGCUCGUAGGACUGCUUAAGCAAAUGGGAAUCUCUCUGAGCUCUAUUGAUCCUAAUAGCUUGGAAAUGCCAAUAAGAGACACUCUCCUGCAGGUCACUGCACUUCAAUCCAAGUGUUUGGGGGUUCUCACCAGUGGAAGGGAUAUGUAUGCUGUCAACUGGCUCUCGCCCGAAGUCCCACCCGAGAUGCAAGUGUUGUAUAAGAAAUUCAUCGAACCCUACGUGCGCCAAGAUUCCAUAUUAGCGGGUGCACAUGAUGUGCAAACUGUCUCUGCUGUAAACGCGUUACGCGGAAGAUCCCGCACAGACACCAGUUUCCCUACUGGGACCUGCCGGGUAGCAAUCACUCCUCGUCAACAGGAAGGUGCCCAUCACGAGCCGACUUCUGAAGCAGCUGCUUUUCAGCCACUAGAUAUUCCUAUUCAUGAAGGCAUCUGCUUGCCUGAAGUGGAAUCUGCAUACUUGACACCUAACCUGGGAUUGGCCGAUGCUACUGCGGUUGCGUGUAGUACCUUGUGGUCACUGCCUACACUAGCAAUGAAGAAUACGGAAAGCAAAGAGACUACGGAUACAGCUCCGGAAACUCACGCCGAGCAAGGAACAACAGCGCAAGACAAUAGUGAAAAUCUACACGACGUCACAAACCUCCAAAACCAAGACUCACGUGAAGAUAUGCGGCAUACCCCAGUAGGACAUGCCAAGCGGAGAGACGCCGUGACCCGAAGCACCGUAACCGUAUCUGGGUUACGAGCGGAUAUCCACAGCGCGGUUGAACUCACUGAAGGGGGUUGUACUCCACAGGCGAGCCCACUCUGGGGAGAGUACUUCGCAGAGUCGGACUCAGCAAUCGAGGAGGCUCUAAAGUGCCCAUCUGUCAGUAGCACCAUUGGAACCAUAGGGACUGAGUGGACUAUCGACAUGUUCGCUUUAGACCGGGCGACAAAUGAAAAUUGCCUCGUACUAGUCGGAUUGCAGCUCAUGUUGCCCCACGUAAGAGACGGUGGCCUAGCCUGCUCCCCAUCUGCUCUUUACGCUUUCCUCAAGUUGCUGCAAGACCAAUAUCUUCCAAAUCUCUACCACAAUCGCUUGCACGGUGCCAUGGUUGCACACCUCUCAGUAAUGCUGUCUCGAAUAGCUGGGCUUUCCCGUACGUGUCAACUUCGUCUGGGAAGCCCCACCGAAAUUCUUUUAGCGGCUGCCCCUUCGACGCAAACCCUAACACGUGGCAAUACCGUGUCAUGCAAACACGUGCCCUCACGAGAGGAGAGGCUCCUUCUGCCGAGUACAAGUUCCGUCACUCAUUUGGAAGCUUCGGUGGCCUCUCGGAAGGCGCUAGACGAUGAACUAAUCAUGUGUAUUGCCGCUCUUGGCCAUGAUGUUGGGCACCCAGGGCUCAACAAUGCUUUUCUAGUGUCAACUAAUCAGUCCCUUGCUCUCGUCUACAACGACAACGCCGUCCUGGAAAACUACCAUUCAUAUAUCACUUUUAAAACAAUAUCAGCCACAGCAGGUGUUGAUGGAGGAAUACUAAAGGUUCGCCAAGAAAAGAAGCAAGUGAUAGAAUUGAUCCUCGCGACUGACAUGGCGCAACAUUUUCCCAUUCUCUCUUCCUUCCGUGCACGCAUUGCAUCCCCAGCCUUUUCAGUCUCCUUCAACGAAGAAGAUAGGUGGAUGUUGGCAAAGCUGCUAAUAAAAACAGGAGAUAUCGGACACUCCAUGCUGGCCUGGGAGCAGCAUUACAUCUGGGCCAGCCGAGUUAAUGAAGAGUUUUGUAAGCAGGGUGACGUGGAAGAGCGGCUAGGACUUGCAAUAUCGCCCCUCUGCGACCGUCGAAAGGCAGCCGAACUACCUGCAGCCCAGUGUGGUUUCCUAGAAUAUAUUGUGCUGCCUCUUGCGACGGAAAUAAGGUCCUGCUUGGAACGCCAAGUGGGAACGCCGUUGGCGCAUGCCAGAAGUGCAUCACUGGAGCCUAUCAGCACUGCGCUCUACUUGAUGGACGGUGUGAUUGCCCACGCGAACUACAAUCUGAGGUGCUGGAAAAGCAUGACUACGCCGUUGACACCACAAAAACAAGCAACUGCCGGUCCCACAGAACCAGUGUUGGUCGAAAAGGAGCACGAAAGCCUAGGCCGAAACGCAAACAGACGGGCUUCUACAAACUCUGCCGCACCUGACUUGUGA